Megalobrama amblycephala (Wuchang bream) is the source of this 5638-nucleotide messenger RNA. It is a transcript of the gene drd2b, whose product is annotated as dopamine receptor D2b. The record is from RefSeq and is a predicted model, not a curated record. Gene Ontology annotation, cellular component: glutamatergic synapse; presynaptic membrane. Gene Ontology annotation, biological process: adenylate cyclase-inhibiting dopamine receptor signaling pathway; adenylate cyclase-activating adrenergic receptor signaling pathway. Gene Ontology annotation, molecular function: G protein-coupled receptor activity; dopamine neurotransmitter receptor activity, coupled via Gi/Go. NCBI's taxonomy places the organism in Eukaryota, Metazoa, Chordata, Actinopteri, Cypriniformes, Xenocyprididae. Bases 412 to 1767 code for a protein of 451 amino acids. The transcript has 8 exons.
GAGAUCAGUCAACUCCGCCUCCUACCUGCCACGCGCUCACUGCUGCUAGAUCUGAGAACAUUGAACAAGCGGCGCUGCUCCCGGCAUUCGCGCUCUUCUGCUGACAGCAAGCACUCAAUCUAACUAUUUAAAACUGGCAUUUAAAGUGAGGCAUACAACUAGAAAUCUAAUGCCUUUUGGCCAGUACCAGAGAGACAAUCACGUUUUAUUCAGUCAAGUAAAAUUCUUUAGCAUCGUCAAUAGUUCGAGAACACUGAACGAUCUGGCAUAAACGAGUAUGGACAGUUUUACACUAUGCGGGGAAAAGAUGUUAAACAUCAAGAAGUUGUGGAUAUAAACGGACAGAAGAACAGAGCUCAUUCCUAAUAUCCUAUGGCUUGAAGUUUCAGGCAUCUUUCCUGGCCACAGCUCAUGGAUUUCCUCACGGAGUAUCCCUACAAUGACACUUAUUAUGACAAUGGGACCGGGACCCUCAACGGCACAAGCUGUGAUGCCAAGCAUCAGUAUAACUACUAUGCCAUGCUCCUGACUCUCCUCAUCUUUGUCAUUGUCUUCGGCAAUGUGUUGGUGUGUAUGGCAGUCUCCAGAGAGAAAGCGCUACAGACCACCACUAAUUACCUCAUUGUCAGCCUGGCGGUGGCAGAUCUUCUCGUGGCCACAUUAGUUAUGCCCUGGGUGGUGUAUCUUGAGGUGGUGGGGGAAUGGCGUUUCAGUAAGAUCCACUGUGACAUCUUCGUCACCUUGGACGUCAUGAUGUGCACGGCGAGCAUUCUUAAUCUGUGUGCUAUUAGUAUUGACAGGUACACGGCUGUUGCCAUGCCGAUGUUGUACAACACACGCUACAGCUCCAAAAGACGUGUCACUGUAAUGAUCUCAGUGGUUUGGGUGCUGUCGUUCGCUAUUUCUUGCCCCCUGCUGUUUGGAUUAAAUAAUACAGCUACACGGGACGGUGCCGUGUGUGAAAUCGCCAACCCUGCUUUUGUUGUCUACUCCUCCAUCAUGUCAUUCUACGUGCCCUUCAUCAUCACCCUCCUCGUCUACGUGCAGAUCUACGUAGUUCUUCGCAAGCGCCGGAAACGGGUCAACACUAAACGGAGCUGCCAGAAGACAGAUGCUGAUGCUCAGCCCUCUCUCAAGGAAAAGUGCACUCAUCCUGAAGAUGUGAAACUCUGCACAGUUAUCAUUAAGACCAACGGUGGUUUACCUGCCAAAAACAAGAAAGCACAACUGAUAAAGGAGGUCCUGCACCCGGGUGGUGAUGUGGGGGUGGAUAUCGUGGCAGGCACCAGCCCUCCAGAGAAAAAGAAACAGGCAUCCACUCUGGUCGUCGACCUGAUGGCCAACCCGAGCCCCAUUCAUGCCUCUCCCUCCCAUGGUGAAUGUCAGUCAAAUGGAGAUGAGAAAAAUGGGCAUACCAAGGAGGUCCAGAUCCCUAAAGAAGCCAAACCUGUUGAAACUCAGGCACUGCCCAAUGGCAAAACGCUAACUACAGUGACCAAAACCAUGAGUAAGAGGAAGAUAUCUCAGCAUAAAGAGAAGAAGGCUACUCAGAUGCUGGCCAUUGUUCUAGGUGUUUUCAUUAUUUGCUGGCUGCCCUUUUUUAUUACCCACAUUUUGAAAACUCACUGCACGAGCUGUGUGGUGCCACUGGAAAUGUACAAUGCCUUCACUUGGCUGGGAUAUGUGAACAGCGCCGUCAACCCCAUCAUAUAUACCACUUUCAAUGUGGAGUUCAGAAAGGCUUUCAUAAAGAUAUUGCACUGCUGAGGACAUUAUUCACUGCACGCGUAGAGGAGGAGAGAUGGAAAAUUUCAUGAGAGGUUAGUGCCAUCUUUCACUGCCAUGUGAAAUGACGGAUUUACAAAGCCACGCUUUUAAGGCAGAGCGGAAAAACUCAUUACAGACAAUGAAGGUUCAAAUGAAUGUAGAGUUUUAUUUGUGCGUCUUAUUUCUGGCAGUGGAGUGAGUGUGCAAACGUGUGUUUAUUCUCUUUGGAGUUGGAGUGUGAAUGUGAUUAAUUGUCGAUUAAAGAAUUGAAGUAAAUUUGAGAUCGAAAAUUGGAUGUUGCCACAGAGACUUUUAUGCAAGCAGGGACCUGAAUGUCAAAAUCACACUAUUAUAUCAAUUUAGUUGUGAGCAACUGGUUACAAAAUGCUUACAGCUCUGUUUAUUCAAGUAUUAUUUAUUUAGUCACAAAUUUUUAUUUGUUUUGAGAAAUUAUUAUAAAGAGAUAGCUAUUAUAAAGUAUAAAUGAGGUGAAAAUACCUUAUUUGCGUUAUUAUAAAGCCAGAACACAAAGAUAUUAAAGUCCCCGUGAACUGGAAGUUGCAACCGACUUUUCUCCAGUGUUGUGACGUAUUUCCAAGUUAAACGGAAUAUUGAAUAGAGGGCAGGGUUUUACCUUAACGCACCUCCUCUCCAUCUCUCUCUCAUAGUAGACUAACGGUUGGAGGGGAGUGGUUAAGCAUUUUCAACCCAAGCCGUCAAACUGACGUCAUUAGAGAAGAAACGCCAUUCUAGACAGGAAGUAACUUUUCAGAUUUUCAUUAAAGAUUACCAUGACAAACAAUUUAUUUCUGUGUAUUAACUUGCACGGAUUAAUUGUUCACCACAAGACUACUAAUACGAUCUAACAAAGUCAAUUUUGAUUUCAUAACGACUUUAAAGGUGCACUCCGUAAUGUUUUGUUUAUGUUGCGCUGGUCGUCUUGGACGUAUACUGACACCUAGGGGCCUGGAGUGCAGAAUUAUGCAAUUUAAGCAAAAAGGUUUCAGUUUAGCUAUGCUUGUUGUAAAAAUGUGCUGUUCGCAGUCAGAUGUAAUUUAUUUAUUUCAUGAGUGAAAGUGUCUGAUAACAGCCAAGAUUUGUCUAGUCAUGUGAUCUCAACAUGUCUGCCCCUAUGAGGCAGCCCACUCUAUGUAAAAUAAAACAGCUUUUAGCAGAGCAUACAUUAUUUUUUAAUGAUUACUUUGUGUAAAACUUUAAGAAAUUAUAAUGUUUCCUUUUAAAAAGAAAAAUUACUGAGUGCACCUUUAAGCAAACAGAAAUGAAUGCCUUUGACUUACCGACUAUGAAGGACAAUGUAAAUAAGAUUUAAAUAGUUUUAUUGAAGCCCAUGACAAAAAUGAUCAUGCACGUUACAUUGGUACUUCACAUUAAAUUGCAGCCAAUGUAUGUCUCUUGUAUUUUUUGUGUACAUCUCAAGUACACAAAUGUAUCUGAGCUAUAUAAAGUUGUGUCUGUUUUUCUGUCUGAUACUAGUAUGUUCACUGAAAUAGGUGUUUGGUUUGACAUGUGACAAAUCAUUUUUUUUGUGGUUGGAAAAAAAUAAAGCACAAAUUAUUUGUGGAAAAAAGGACAUCUCCAAUGAUAAAAGCUGUGUUCCAUUUUAAACAUGGCCAGAAAUAUCCACUGCUAGAUCUACACAUUAUCUGUUUUUUAAUUUGUUUUUUUAUCAUGUUUUGAGGGAGCCUUCAUCGAAAAAUCUUAUUUUGCAUUCAUAUUUCUCAAGUUUCAGUACAUAGUGUUUUAUUAUAUAGGAUAAUGACCAUUAAUUCUUGCAGAUAAAGGAUAUAAUUGCACUAUAACAGAGUUUCCUUUUUUCUUUCUGCUGAGAAAGUCAUUACUGGUGUAAUUUAUAAAAUUUUAUCCAUAAAAUUUAUAACAUUUUAACCCCAUUUGAGAAGUAGUCAGCAGAAAGAAAAGGAUCUAUGGUUCAAGAAAUAGACAUAAAUCAUUUUAUUGAUUAAAGGUGCGGUGUGUAAAUUUUAGUGGCAUCUAGCGGUGAGGUUGCGAAUUGCAAUAUAGAGAAGCUACGGUGGCCAACACAGGACAAAAAUGUCGUCAUCUGAGACAGCAGAGAGAAGCCAGUCAAGCAAACGCACUCUGUAGAGCAGUUUGUCCAUUUAGGGCUACUGUAGAAACAUGUCAGCGCAAAAUGGCGACUUAACAUGUAAGUGGACUCACGGUGUAUGUAGAUGGAAAUGGCUCAUUCUAGGGUAAUAAAAACAAAAUGGUUCAUUAUGUAAGGUCGUUAUACACUACUGAAAACAUAGUUAUGUAUAUUAUAUUGGAUUUCUAUCAAUAGAUCCUCCUAAAAUGUACACAUUGCUCCUUUAAGUGUCAACAACCAGCUGGACACAGCAACGCUGGCUACACCAAUAGCGCGAGUUUGGUGUAACGACAUUGUCAUUUGACCAAUGGAAGUCGAGGGAUGUAUCUGAGGAAACCUGUUUGAAAACAGUAAUUUUUCUUGCAAUUCCAUUUGGUGACUAGUGGCACAAAAAUUACACACUUCAGCUCUACGUCAUCAUUUGCUUAUUAUUGCAUUGUGAUCAUGUAAACAUGCAGAUCCAGUAGAUGGACAUUGUAAGACAUUAUGACACAAUGAGUGCCUACAUUUAGGUGUUUUAUGGGCUCUCAAGCUGAAAUAGAUGCAAUUUGGCACUGUUCUUUAAACAAAGUGUGCUAAAGCUAUUCAGUUUGUUUACUUGGGUUGGCUGUUUUGUCAUGAAGUGCCAUUUUUUAUUUUUCUAGUUAAUCCCCCUCCCAACCCACUCACCCACUCACUCACUCACCCACUCACCCCAAAAAAAUGCAUUAUGUAAUUAUAAGUAUGUUUUUAAAAGUUUAUUUAUAUUCAUUGGAAAAAUUAACACACUUUAUAUUUGAAGCAUGAUGAUCCAUGUUACCUGUCAUAACAUGAUUAAUCACAAUCUGAUGAGUAUCAUAUAAAUAGUGUAAGUUUUUUUUUUUUUUUUUUGUCUUUCACAAAAAUGGGUUUUAAACCUGUGAUGUGUUUCUGAAAUAAUAAGUAUUAUGUAUACGGAGUUUAAAUUCUUUAUACAAUCUGCAAUAGGGGACUAAAAACACUAAAGAAGCUUUUAGCUGAAAUGUCUGUAACCUUUUAUAAACACUGUAAACUGGAUAAACUAACUAGUGUGCAGAAUGUUUUAUUUUAUUUAUUUAUUUUAUUGGUGUUGACGUCAAACAGCUGGGAGAACAUGGUGAUUGUUUGAAUUUUGAAAAAAAAAAAAAAAAAAAAAAAAAAAAAAACAUGCACGCAGAGGUCUGCAAAUGGUUAGCAGCUGCACACUUUUGUUGACUAGAGCAGGUUAAAAUCUUACACUUUAAUUGCAUUUAGGCUCCUAACUCAGUUGCCGACCCAAUUUACACCAUAGGUUGCUGACACCUGAUUUACUUGUUUGUUUAUUUUAACUUUUUAAUGGUGCUUUUAUUUAAAUAAUUUGCUGUUGAAAAAGUGACCAACAAUCCCCAUUUCUUUCAUGAUGUGCAUUUCCAACCCAAGAAUCACAGUAUGUUGUUUUAUGGCUUUAUUUAAAGAAUGACCUCUGUUUUCGAUCAGGAAUUAAUCAAUACUUUUAUCAGUAUGUGCUCAUGCAAAUAUAAUGGAAUGUAAAUGCUGUACAGUUUUUAAUCACAAUAUCUGUACGUGUUUUUCAACAUGGUCUUGUCAUUGUACAUCAAGUCCUAUCCAUUUGUUCAGCUUUGGAAAAAAAAAAAUGCAAACGGACAACUUUUACAUAGCAAGUAAAUGUAAGUUUAUGGUAUGUCAGAUAUUUUGUAAUAGCAAUGUAAAUACUGAAUGAAUAAAAGUACAUGUCAGGCAUUGCCAGUA